AUGACACCAACGCCGCCAGCUGGCCCUUCGCUCGUCAUUGGCGUGGACGUUGGAGGAACAAACACCGACGCUGUCCUAUUAGACACUAAACAUACAGGGCCAAAGUCAGUCAUUGCAUGGAACAAGUCCCCCACUGCUGCAAACGUCACCCUGGGCGUCCAGAAGACUCUGACAGACCUGCUCCGCAAGGCGCCAGAAAAUGAGAAGAAUAUUGCCGCAGUCACUAUCGGGACAACCCAUUUUCUCAAUGCAAUUCUCGAGCACGAUGCGUCAAGGCUGGAGAAAGUAGCCGUUAUUCGUCUCGCGUCGUACAAUUUCUCCAGCCAGACUCCUUCCUUCAUCGACUGGCCAUCUGCGCUAAAAAGGAUCAUCAAGGGUCACGCCGCCAUUGUGCCUGGAGGUUGCAAUAUCGAUGGCACGCGUAUUGCUGACAUUGACGCUGAGGCCAUUGCGGAGCAGGCGCAGAUAAUCCGCUCUAAAAAUCUAAAGAAUGUUGUCGUGGCGGGCAUCGGGUCUCCGAUGGAUACGAAAUAUCGACAAGAAGCGCAGGUUCGGGAAAUCCUCCGCUCAAAACUUGGCGACGAUGUUAACAUCGUCUGCUCCCACGAGAUCUCUGGGAGUGGCUUGUUGGCUCGAGAGAAUGCGGCGAUUCUCAAUGCCUCCAUCAUUAAUUUUGCACAGAGAACGAUCCGCGGGUUUAUGCAAGCUAUGUCGCAACUGGGUCUCAGGUGUCCGUUGUAUCUUACGGCUAACACCGGUCAUCUGCUCUCGUUCUCGGAGGCCGUUCAGUUUCCCAUCAGAAUUUUCUCAUCGGGAGCCACGAAUUCUAUUCGGGGUGCUGCGUACUUGGCAGGACAGUGCCUGCUCGACAGCGAUGGAGCUGUGGUGGUCGAUAUCGGCGGCACUACGACAGAUGUCGGCUUCCUCUUGCGUAAUGGCUACCCAAGACUCGCCAGCUCGCGCACGGAAAUUGCUGGAAUCAAGGUCAACCUUGAAGUUCUUCAAGUUGAAAGCAUUGCCCUUGGAGGAGGCUCAUCGGUGCGCACGAGUGAAGAUGGGGAAACCGUGUUUGUGGGACCGGGGAGUGUUGGGCAUGAGAUCACUACAAAGGCUCUCUGUUUCGGCGGUACAAUGCCAACAGCCACGGACAUCGCCGUCCUGUCAGGUGCAUCCGUCGGCACGACAAAACCUGCCCUUUCACGAACGACAGUUGACAAGGCGAGAGCCAGGAUUCAGGCAAUGUUGGAAAACCUAGUCGACAGAGUGAAGACCUCGGCAGAGCCCUGCACUGUCAUCCUCGUUGGCGGGGGCGCGGUGCUAUGUCCAGACCGUUUAGAAGGAGUCAGCAAAAUUGUCAUCCCCGAACUCGCAGGGGUAGCCAAUGCGAUAGGCGCUGCUAUCGCCCAGAUUGGCGGAAAGGCGGAAAAGAUGACUGACAGCGCCUCUGUGGAGUUGGCAAAGACUGAGGUGAAAGCUGCUGCGCUUGCAGAUGCCGAGAGUAGGGGUGCUGAUAUCUCUGGGGCCGUGGUUACCAAGGAUGAGGUCGUGGGUAUCCCUUAUAUGGAAAAUGCAAAGCAGGUUUUGAUCGAAGUCGCCUGCCCGGCGGACCACGCGCGGUUCUACUCCUCUUUUAAGGAGAAUCAGCUAGAUGCCCCAGCUCCUGAGGGUGGGCCUGGAUUUGAAGAAAUAAAAGCCAUUGACAACGACCUGCAGCCUAACCGCCUAGCUGAGCCAGUAGUUGAUAUUUCCAAAUACAGACCUUCUAUCGAUGCGUCUGGCAAAUGGCUACUCUCCAAACUCGACGUUGAAUUCAUAUCCAUCGGUUGCUAUAUUCUCGGCUGCGGCGGCGGCGGCUCCCCAUAUUCGACAUACCUCGAAGUCGUCAACUUAGUUGAGGAAGGGAGAACUUUAGCAAUCGUCGAUGCUUCUUCGCUUGCUGCGGAUGCAGUUCUUGUCCCUGUGGGUGCAGUGGGAUCUCCUGCUGUGGCGGACGAGCGACCUGGUGGCGAUUUGGUGCUGCACGCCUUGCAAACAAUGGAAAAGGAGCUGGAGACGAAAUAUGACAGCAUCUUGGCGGUCGAGAUCGGGGGAAGCAAUGGGCUGCAGCCGCUUAUAUGGGCAUCAUCGAAGUAUUACAACUUACCCUGUGUCGAUGGUGAUUUGAUGGGGAGGGCGUAUCCUAAUUUUGAGAAGAUGACGAGCUUCGUUGACUCGACGGACAUCAACAAACUGUUCCCCGUGGCCUUGUCCAGUGGCACAGGCAGGAAUGUAAUCAUCCCAGCUACUCAGCCGGAUGUGCAGGCAGCCGAUUAUGCCAUACGAUCUACAUGCGUUGAAAUGGGCUCCGCCGCCGGUGCCACCGGAGUUCCCAUAAGCGGCUCCGACAUGCAACGCUUUGGCAUCCUCAACACACACUCUCUAGCCUGGCGACUUGGCCGGGCAGUCUCCCUGGCGAGGCAAAGGGGCCAGCUGUUCUCCGUGAUGGAUGAUAUCAUUCGCGAGUUCGGCGGUGCGCAGAGCGCGAAGGUGGUAUUCCGCGGCAAGAUCAUCAGCGUUGAACAUAGCUUGUCCUCUACCGCGCAUACGACUGGGAAGGUAGUUCUGCAGCAACUGUCGCCCGACGAGUUAGGAGUGGGUGACAUGGAGGUGUCUCAUGGUCCGGAGCGGGUGGUUGUUGAAUUUGUCAAUGAGAAUCUGAGCGCCAAGGGGAUUUACUCCGAUGGGUCUGAGGAGUACCUCGCCGUUGUUCCGGACUUGAUCAUGCUCCUCGACGUAUCAACAGGCGAGGCCGUAGGAACUCCGGAAUACAGGUAUGGCCUCAAAAUCAUUCUCAUGGUAGCUGCCCCGCACCCGCUGUGGACAACGGAACGGGGCCUUGAGAUCGGAGGCCCGCCUGCGUUCGGGUUGAGCGUCAAGUACAAGUAUGACCUCCGAUAUGUGAAACCCAAGAGUGUAAUUGAGGAGUACAAGCCUGUCCCUUAG
Messenger RNA from Histoplasma capsulatum G186AR, 2982 nucleotides. RefSeq names its product hydantoinase. NCBI's taxonomy places the organism in Eukaryota, Fungi, Ascomycota, Eurotiomycetes, Onygenales, Ajellomycetaceae. The record is from RefSeq and is a predicted model, not a curated record. Gene Ontology annotation, cellular component: cytosol. The transcript has 5 exons. The coding region runs from base 1 to 2982 and encodes 993 amino acids. Gene Ontology annotation, biological process: glutathione metabolic process. Gene Ontology annotation, molecular function: 5-oxoprolinase (ATP-hydrolyzing) activity.